This is a messenger RNA of Carassius carassius (crucian carp), 1480 nucleotides long. RefSeq names its product ras-related protein Rab-14-like. Gene Ontology annotation, molecular function: GTPase activity; GTP binding. The record is from RefSeq and is a predicted model, not a curated record. Gene Ontology annotation, cellular component: trans-Golgi network; Golgi apparatus; recycling endosome. The transcript has 8 exons. Lineage: Eukaryota; Metazoa; Chordata; Actinopteri; Cypriniformes; Cyprinidae. Gene Ontology annotation, biological process: defense response to bacterium; phagosome maturation; endocytic recycling. The coding region runs from base 158 to 805 and encodes 215 amino acids.
GUCUGGAGCAGUGUGCUGUGUCUGCAGUGGAGGUCGCUGCUCUCACUGUUUUCAUCGCAGCAGCACUUUUAGAGGAAGAAAGCGCACAGACGGCUCACACACGCCGAGACCAACCCAAACCUCCAAAUACCACUUGAAUUUAUAUUUUAGAGCGAAAAUGACGACUGCACCCUAUAACUAUUCCUAUAUUUUCAAAUAUAUCAUUAUUGGUGACAUGGGGGUUGGAAAGUCAUGUUUACUCCACCAGUUCACAGAAAAGAAAUUUAUGGCUGACUGUCCUCAUACAAUUGGGGUUGAGUUUGGCACACGGAUAAUUGAAGUGAGUGGGCAGAAGGUGAAGCUUCAGAUUUGGGACACUGCAGGGCAGGAGAGAUUCCGCGCCGUCACGCGCAGCUACUACAGAGGAGCCGCCGGGGCCCUCAUGGUGUAUGACAUCACCAGGCGAAGCACGUACAACCACCUCAGCAGCUGGUUGACUGAUGCUAGGAAUCUCACCAACCCCAAUACUGUGAUCAUUCUGAUUGGUAACAAAGCAGAUCUAGAAGCCCAGCGUGAUGUCACGUAUGAAGAGGCCAAGCAGUUUGCAGAAGAAAAUGGUUUGUUAUUCCUGGAGGCAAGCGCAAAAACAGGCGAGAAUGUGGAGGAUGCAUUUCUUGAAGCUGCGAAGAAGAUCUACCAGAACAUUCAGGACGGCAGCCUGGACCUGAAUGCGGCCGAGUCAGGGGUCCAGCAUAAGCCUACCGCUCCGCAGGGUGGGCGGCUCAACAGCGACACACAGCCCCAGAAGGAGGGCUGCAGCUGUUAAUGACCAUGAAGACUUCACUCUCUCUCUUUCUUUAUUCCUUCCUGUCCCACAUCCCACCUCUGCAUCUAAAAGCCUCUCCCCUUCCGGUAUGAUUGCUCAUGUAGUCUGGGGCCAGAUGGCCCUGCUUGAUCAUGGAGGUGUAACAUAAUUCAUUCCCUCCUUACGUCUCUCUUCUUCCCUUCCUCCCCUUCUCCUGUGUCUUCCCUCACUUGUUUUGCUUGUUUCUCAUACGCACACAUCCCAGUGCUCCCAGCAAGCACUCGAGGGAAGACGGCCCCUCCGCUGAACACUAAUCCUGAAGAGAGAAGAUGAUUGUCGAUAAACUGAAGAAAUGCUGGGUUUAUCCUUUACAGACGUGAUGUGCAUAACUAUAAACUAAACAUCUCAUGUACAGGAGCUGUCUGAGUGCUAGAGUAAUGUAAAUGAAAUGGAAAUAUUGGCAAACAUUAUGUGUGUUGACAUGAUGUCGAGUAUCAGGAGGAUAUGCAUCGACAUUGUAUGUAACAUUUUGUUAAAAAAAAUCUAAAACUGAAAUAUUGUAUCCCGUUUUAAAUUAGAGGUUUUGCAGUUUCACAUCCAGUCACCAAAUAUUUAUCCCUGUUUGUACCAAUUUAGGAAAUAUUAUACAUGUACUAUACAAGAUUAGUAUUGUUUUGAGAAGAAUCUCAAUGGAAG